Messenger RNA from Emericellopsis cladophorae, 3120 nucleotides. RefSeq names its product Morphogenesis-related protein-like protein. The coding region runs from base 1 to 3120 and encodes 1039 amino acids. The transcript is spliced from 6 exons. Lineage: Eukaryota; Fungi; Ascomycota; Sordariomycetes; Hypocreales; Bionectriaceae. The record is from RefSeq and is a predicted model, not a curated record.
AUGCCUGGGCUGUUCUCUCGCCUCAAGGGCAAGGACGCCAAGUCCAAGAAGAAGAACGCUGGCCCUGACCUCGCAGACUCGACUCCUUCGAAGCCUCAGUGGGAUGAUGCGUGGACGCGAAAGACUGUUGAGCCAGAGGAAAUCCACGAACUGGUGCGAUGCUGCACAGAGGAGCUCAAGGCCAGAGGUCUCGAUCUUCCUUUUCUUCUCCUGCCCUUCCGUCCGACUUCCGACCCUAGCGCUGUGCGCACUUUCAUACGACACUUCUUCGAUCAAAACCACCCGCCCCGAGGCGAGGCAUUGCUACAAGAAAUCCGGAUCGCAGAGCCCAUGGUUUUAUCAGGCGUCGUGAAGUGGUGCUGGAGUCGCAUGCAAGGUGGUGUUGUGGGCUGGGACGCCUACGAGCUGUUCAAGGUUGGCGAGUACGACUCCAACAUGGCUCGCGACUCCUUCAAGACAUUUAUUCCAAUCAGCGUCGAAAAUGGCGCGCGACAGCGUAUCAUCUUCGAUUUUUUCGACUUGCUGGCUGCUGUGGCUGCGCACGGCAAGACCAACGGCUUCGGUGGUCGCAAACUGUCGCGCAUGGCGGCAUGGUGGGCCUUUGAACAAAAGGAUACAGGCAAUGGCUUUGAAGGAGGCUACAACAGCUGGUUGAGUGCUGCCGAUGCCACGAGCCACCUGUUCUUCGCCUACCUCAGGUCACUGGCCCCCGAGACAAACCUCACUGGCAUAUCCAUGCUUCCACGGUCACUGCAGAAACUCGUGCAGGAGACCGAGUAUCCGCCCAUGAAGCCGGACCUGCUCAUGUCGAGGACCAACAAAGUCGUCAUGAUCGUCGAGACAGUCUCGCCCACGCCCUUCUCCCUUCUUCGAAGAGCGAAUCAUUUUCAGUAUCGCGACUCCGAUCGAGCUCUUCAGGAGUUCUCCGAAUACGAAGACCCGGUUCAAGCGCUGUCCGAGGAGUGCAAACGCGUGCUCAAGGCUGUCUCGGCAGCCAACCAAUCCCAAGUAUCGAGCGCAAAGCACUCUACCAGCCUGCGAGAGGCAUCAUGGUCUAGAUUCGAAGACAUCGGUUUCAGCAGCGCUUUGGAGGAGGACGAAGAUGAGGAUGACAGCGCUUUGACGAGGAAGCACAAGCAGCGCACCGACGGUCUGCGAACGUCUCCAUCAUCUGGCAAUGUGUUCGACCGGCCUACGACUCCCUCAUGGGCGGAUUUCCUCUCCUCUGGUUUUGUCGACGACUCCCAGUCGAGACCUAACCUCCUCCUCCCACCUGACAAGGUCCUUCCGCCUCUGGACACUCAAUCAAGGCAACGCAGCUCACAAUCACACCGCCCCCGACUCGAGUCCGACCAGGACCUUGAUCCUGGUGAGUUGGCCAGUAUCACAUUCCUAGACCUCGAUGACGCCUUUUGGUGGGUAUGGAUGAGCAGCCUGGCACCUGAGGAGACACCGGAUCGAAAAGCAGCGUUCGGACGCUGUGCCGUCGUUGAGACCAAGAUCACCAGUGGAAGAUGGCUAGUCAUGGAGGAAAUGGUCGCUGGAGCCGCGCCUGAGCCCCAAGAAGGCGCGUACAUUGCCGAGAAGAAGGGCCUCUUCAGUUGGACACGUCGGGGCAAGUCUCUCGGUCGCCGCAAAUCUACAGGGAAGCAGGCCUUGGACCAUGGCGACAAAGGUGGCAACACAUUCGGCUCCAGCAAGACCAACAUUGGGCCCGACACACAUGCAAGGAUCCAGGCCAAGGCUGCGCAGUUACGAGCAGCCAGCGACCAGGAAAAGCAGGAGGCUCUGAAUGCCCAACGCCGUGGACGAGACGCUGACUCUGCUGACAAGACCAAGAGUGUCAUGAGUCUUCAACCGACCAUUGUAGGCGAGGCAUCGUCCGCUAUGAAGUGGGUUAAGAAGUACGAUAAGGCCUCGAUCAAGGACGCUUACAUGGCAAACUCGUACGCCGGAAGAGGCACGGACCUGUCUCUGGUCCCCACCGAGGAUACCAAUGGUCAUUACGAGAGCAAUGGCGCGGCCCAAGGUUCUGCAAAGGCCCCUGAGCCACCGAUGAAGGAAGCUGCGCCAGCGCCAGAACCCCAGCCUGCUGCUCCUGCUCCUGCUCUUGCUUCUGUCCCAGCAAGCCCCGUCCCGCAGAGAAAGCCCGUGGGGUCAUCUGUGCCUGUCAAUCCCGUGUCAGCGGCAACUGAGCCCAGUCAGCCUGUGGUGCCCGAGCCCCAUGAGCAGCCAGCGCUUGUGCAAGAUUUGCCGGAGCAGCCCGAGUCUGCGCCUGUGCCAGAGCCUGAGGCCCAGCCGCCACCACCUCCAAAAGACAACCCCGUGGAAGAGCUUCCUGCACCUGAGCCGGCAGUUGUAGUGACCGAGAGCGGUAAGAAGAAACCCAACAAGGGAUUCCGAAAGCUGUUUAGCCGCAAGAACCGUGGUUCCAAGCUGCCAGAUAAUGCUGCUGCCGAUGUCAACGAGAUGCUCCGCAAGGAUGCUCAGACCCCGACCCAGCCAACGACAAUACAGGAGAACGAACCUGCGUCUGUGGCUGAGCCUACGCUCGAGAUGCCAAUGAGCGAUGAAGCGCAAAGGCCCCAUGACGGCGACGAACUUUCACGCGUCAACACGAAGGAUGCAGCAGAGGCUCAGGCGGAAUUCUCUCGCUUCGACCAGGGACCUCUCCAGGACCAGCCGGCAUUUGUGCCAGACGACGAUGCCGCGAGCGACGCUACGCCCCGAUCCAUCACUCGCCGUGCGCCUAACCGCAAUGGAACGUCCAUUAAGAGUUCGCAUGAGAUUAUGAGCGAAGAGAAACUAGCACAGAGCACCAGUCCCGGCAUCCAGGAUCGUUGGGCUCAAAUCCGCAAGAACGCGGCGGAGCGCGCUGCCCAGUACCAGCGCCCCGAGGAUGAACUCUCUAGCCGGGGCCCCGAGAGGAAGCACUCUGGCCAUGACGAAGAUGAUGACACCAGCGCAGAGGAGACCAUCGAGUCCCGCGUUGCUCGCAUCAAGGCCCGUGUCGCCGAGAUUACAGGCACGAUGGAGGGCGUCCAGGGUCCUACAGGACCUGGAGAUCGAACACCACAGCCUUCCCGCAGCCCUCAGGCAACAAGCCCUGCCGCUGAGUAG